AUGACAAGCAUGCAAACCAAAGCUUCAACAAAUGAAAAGCAGAGAAGUGCUAUAAUUAUGGAAAGAAAGGACACUAUGCUAGAGAUUGCUGGUACAAGAAACCUGAAGGUAACGUACCUACUUCUUCCCAUAACCAACAAUAAGAAGAAAAAGCUUGGGAUUUUGAGACCUCUUAUGCAGUUGAAGAAACUAAUCAACAAGAUGAGUUUGUCACAUGUCACUCUAACAAAGAAGAGGAGAUUGCACUCGCAACUAUCACGCCAUAAAUCUGUUGAUUAUACUGUUUUUCAUCAUUAUCGUGCUGAAGUAUUUUGUAAAAUAAUUGAUUGGCAAUUACAAGAACUCAAUGAUUGUUUUAGUGACGUGACACCUGAGUUUCUUUAUGGAGUUGCUUGUUUGAAUCCGAUAGACUCAUUUUCAAGUUUUGAUAUUCAGAAAAUAAUGAGAAUGACUGAAUUAUAUCCCGAAGACUUUGAUGAACUUAACAUGUUUGCACUUGAGAAUCAACUUGCAAAUUACAUUAUUGAUGUCCGUGAUAUCAAUAAGAGGUUCUCUAAUUUACAUGGGCUUUGUGAUCUUUCAAAAAGAUUGAUUCAGACAAAAAAGCAUUCAUGUUAUCCUCAUGUAUUUCGUUUGGUGAAAUUUGCUUUGCUUCUGCCAGUUGCCACUACAUCGGUUAAAAAAGCUUUCUCAGGAAUGAACUUUAUUAAGAAUGAGUUGCAAAGUCAAAUGAAUGAUGAGUCUUGA
This is a messenger RNA of Solanum verrucosum, 747 nucleotides long. RefSeq lists its product as uncharacterized. The coding region runs from base 1 to 747 and encodes 248 amino acids. Lineage: Eukaryota; Viridiplantae; Streptophyta; Magnoliopsida; Solanales; Solanaceae. The transcript has 2 exons. The record is from RefSeq and is a predicted model, not a curated record.